Messenger RNA from Drosophila santomea, 1223 nucleotides. Its product is annotated as chymotrypsin-1. The record is from RefSeq and is a predicted model, not a curated record. NCBI's taxonomy places the organism in Eukaryota, Metazoa, Arthropoda, Insecta, Diptera, Drosophilidae. Gene Ontology annotation, biological process: proteolysis. The transcript is spliced from 2 exons. Gene Ontology annotation, molecular function: serine-type endopeptidase activity. Bases 334 to 1128 code for a protein of 264 amino acids.
UUCGACCGGUGCAUUUAUACAGUGCCGAGAUUUGCCGUGUCACACUAGUCCACGGGUUUAUGGCGACCAGGUCCAAUUGAACGUUCCGCCUUUACCGAUCGCGUUUUAUCCUUGCAGCCGUAAAGAUACCUGGCUGCUUACGGCCAUAAAGAUUGCUGGCCAGUGCUCAGUUGGCCGCGAAAAACCCAAGUGAGCCAACUCCCGAAGUGCGAUUAAAUGGGUUUAUAUGGAGAGCCUAUAAAAACGCUCAGUUGGGUCAUACAAUUUUCCAUUGCCGGUCAUUAAUUCGCGCUGUCCGACAUUGUCCCUCGUCUCGGAAAUAUUCUUUAGGGGAUGGCUGUCCGUUUGUCACUGAUUUGGCUGCUUCUGCUGGGCACUUCCAUUGACGUCACGCGCGGAAAGCGUUUGGAUCGUAAACUUUUGGACAAUCGAAUUGUGGGUGGUGAGGAGGCGGAGGAUGGGGUGGCUCCUUAUCAGGUGUCCAUCCAGACCACCUGGAAAACCCACAUCUGCAGCGGAGUCAUUCUCAACGAGCAGUGGAUCCUCACCGCGGGUCAUUGUGCACUGGACUUUAGCAUCGAGGAUCUGAGGAUUAUCGUCGGCACGAAUGAUCGCCUGGAGCCAGGACAGACUUUAUUUCCGGACGAGGCUCUGGUCCAUUGCUUGUACGACAUUCCCUAUGUCUACAACAAUGAUAUUGCGUUGAUCCAUGUCAACGAGUCGAUUAUAUUCAACGAUCGCACCCAGAUCGUUGAGUUGAGCAGAGAGCAACCUCCGGCGGGUUCCACGGUCACUUUGACGGGAUGGGGUGCUCCGGAAAGUAGCUUUCCCACAGUGCAGCAUCUGCAAACCAUCAAUCUUACCAUCAUCGCGCACGAGGAGUGCAGGGAGAGGUGGGACUUCCACAAUGGCAUCGACGUCGGUCAUAUUUGCACCUUUACCCGGGAAGGUGAGGGAGCCUGCUCCGGAGACUCCGGAGGUCCACUGAUGUGGGAGGGCAAACUGGUAGGCCUGGUCAACUGGGGAAGAGCCUGUGCCGUCGGCAUGCCCGAUAUGUAUGCCAACACGGUUUACUAUCAGGAUUGGAUCCGCAGGACUCGCUCUGGAUGCAAGAAUCGCGUUACCUGAAGGAGAUAGUAAGAGAUUAACUGGUAUCACUAUGAUAAAUGUUGGCAUUAAUAUGAGAAAUAAAUGUAUUGAUUAAAAUAACGAUGAUAACACAA